CCGCAAGAUGGAUAUUCUUGCGUUUAUAUACAUAUUGUGUUUGUUUAGACUUUGUACUUGUGCGGGUUCUCAGAACGGAAGGCUGAACGGGUCUACCGGCGCUUCAGCGGGUCAAGCAUUUGAAACUGAACAGUAUACGGAAGAUGACGUCAAGGUCGUCAAAUGUACAUUCAACAAGGGCGUGGAAUUCAACGCCCUAAACUAUGGAGGAGAGACCAUUUGGGAAGGAAAGAAGGGAGAGUACUGCACUCUCUCUCGCCUCUAUCUCGACGAUAACAAGGCUGCUCUGCUCGUCGCAACCAUAAAGAAAAGGGGUAACUCUACCACGAUAUACCGCUACAAGAACGGCAACAGGUGGGUGGACAGUGACAAGGAUACCCACAGUAGACAAUUGACGGAGUUAAAGGAUAAGGCAGCAGGCAAUUUCAGCGCCGGAUCAAGCCGCUCUAGGAGCAGCAGGAACGUCAAAGACGUGGCUGUAAGUGACGACUCUGAGGACGAAGAUGAUGAAGAAGAGGAGGAUGUGAGACGGGAACAAAGAGCUCGAAGUACCAGAGCUAGAGAUUCCUGGAACAACCAAGAAGAUGAAUAUGAAGAAGAUGACGAUAGUAACAGUUCAUCAAAUACCAGAAGAAACCUACAAAGAAAUGAAGUUGAACACAAAAGAGCUACAAAUGAUAGUGCAGCGGAACGAGCAUUUUGGCGCGGUAUUCCUGAAAGACAAAGGAAGAAACUUGAAGAUGAAGCCAGACGUUCCGUCAAGGUCGACGAUAAGCCAUGGGAUAUGGCCUUUGGAGCCAUGAAAUCCGGAGGUGAUUCGCAUGGCAGAAUAGUUAUAGUCUCGGAAGAGCAAGAACCAUCACAUAGAGCUUCUAGAACACCAGAGUCACGUCCAAAACGACCUUCACAUGACGAUGAAGAUGACGAGGAGAAUGAAGAGGAGAAUGAACAGGAUGAAUACGAAGAUGAGGAUAAUGAUUCAGACGAGGAAGAUGAAGAAGAAGAAGAAGAGGAGGAAGAAGAUGGCGGAUCUCACGCAUCCUUUGAUAUUAUUAGACCCAACAAAUCAUUAUGCGACGUUUUUGACUAUGCCUUUGAUGGUGUUCCCACUAGGCACAUUGUCCCUAAACGUAAUGUUGUUAUAGUCCAGUUAGUGAGUGGGAAGGACAAGAUUUGGGUUGGAGAACGGGAUGAACAUCUACUCUACGCUACCUUCCAUAUUAAAUCCAAUAAGCCCGUGUUGGCCUAUAUUUCCAAGGAAUCUCCCAAGAGCAAAUUCGUUUCGCUUGUCAAGACAGACAGAGGGUGGAUAUGUACAAACGACUAUAUCGGAGAGUUGAAGAACCUCAUGACUCCUCAGGCCGAUCCAAGGGAGUUUGUCCUUGACAUCGCCAACAAGGAGACUGUCGAUGCAUACAGAGUCUUCCAGACAGUUCAAGAGGGCGUGAGAACACGUUUCUACUUCCCCAAAACAGGCUACACUUCUAGGAAGCUAUAUCAGAACCAAACUAAAAUAUGGGAGUGUAGUUCCAAAAACGCAUGUCAUUGCAGCAAAGUACCAGAGUGGAGAGUUAUAGGCGUUAAAGUCUGCAUGAGGAAAGACAAGGACUGUAUGGUUACACUUACUCUGAAACACAUUCUUCGUAACACUAUCAAGGCUGCGCAUUAUGGAUUGAUACAUGGCUAUUGGACAAGUGUUAGUGACCAUGUACAUGACGAUGUCAUCCGGGAACUUCGCAAGGCUUUCCCUGCGGAGUGA
Molecule: messenger RNA, 1759 nt
Organism: Theileria equi strain WA
Lineage: Eukaryota; Apicomplexa; Aconoidasida; Piroplasmida; Theileriidae
Exons: 1
Coding region: 8-1759 (583 amino acids)
Source: RefSeq, a predicted model, not a curated record